AAUGGGCAGGAUUAUGCUAAGGAGAGCAGGAAAACCGAGCGCGUGAAGAAGGGAAAUUCCACGGGGGCGGAGCCAUGCUAAUGAGGCACACAAGUGCACUCGAUGGGCUGAGCUAUGUUAAUGAUCAGCUUCGGGGCGGGGCAUGCAAAUGAGGUUGCUAGUUCUAAGGCGGUCUGCGAAGCCUGGUCCCGCUAGGUGGGACUCGGGGCGCGUGCUCCAGCCGUAAAUAGAGCCCUGCGAGGAAGGCGCAGUCUCCACCUCCGCCCCGGGACCCGGGGUCUGGACUGGAAGUUGAAGUCUCCGCUCGCCUAGGGACUCAGGCUUCCGGUUCCCGCAUCCCCAGCCACUCGGAAGACAGACUGGGAGGGGAGCUGGGGCCCUGGAGGGGGACUGCAGGGGAACGGGGCGGGGAGGGCUGUGAGAUCACUGCAUUCCUGAUCCAUGAGCCAGCUCACCCUAGUCGGGACGCCCGGGUCAAGAGGGCCUGGGGGCCAGGAUUUCUGGAGUUGGAAGAGAAAGCGGAUGGCCCUGAUACCUGGUCCCAAGGAGUGCAUGGGGUGGAGGCUUGGAUUUCCGGGUGCUAGAGAGAACGAGGGGAGUCUUUACGAUUAGCCCCGCGUGACGGAGUGGAUGCGCGGACUACGCCUCCCGGCAUGCAGCGCGCGCACCCCACCUCCGGACGAUGCGUUGCCUUCUGGGAAACCGAGUCCGCUCCCUGUACCAUCGGCUUUCCGGACGCCGAGCUCGGUACUUGAAAUCCCAGCAAGCCCGGCGGCACUUUGCUUCCGCUCCGCCCCUGCUCUGUUCGCGAGCUCCGCCCCAGUCCGCCCCGCCCCGCGCCGGGGCCGGAGCCGCAGCCCGAGCGGCGGGGUGACCAUGGAGGAAGACGAUGAGUCUCGAGGGAAGACAGAGGAGUCUGGUGAGGAUCGGGGAGACAGUCCACCUGACAGAGAGCCCACCCCUUCUCCUUCUGCCUUCAUCCUGCGGGCCAUUCAGCAGGCUGUGGGAAGCCUGCAAGGAGACCUGCCCAAUGAUAAAGAUGGCUCUCGGUGUCAUGGCCUUCGAUGGAGGCGCUGCCGGAGCCCACGGUCAGAGCCUCGUCCCCAAGAGUCAGGGAGUGCUGACACAGCCACUGUGUUGGAUACAGCUGCAGACAGCUUCCUUCUGGGGCUGGUAGGCAUCCUGGAUCCACCAGAUACCUGGGUUCCCAGCCGCCUGGAUCUUCGGCCUGGCGAAAGCGAGGAUCUUCUGGAGCUGGUGGCCGAGGUCCGCAUUGGGGACAGGGACCCCAUGCCUCUACCUGUGCCCAGCCUGCUGCCCCGCCUCAGGGCCUGGAGGACAGGAAAAACGGUUUCUCCACAGUCCCACUCUCCUCGACCCGCUUGUGCGCGCCACCUCCUCACCUUAGGCACAGGGGAUGGGGGGCCCGCCCCACCACCUGCUCCCUCCUCUGCCUCCUCCUCACCUUCCCCUUCCCCCUCCUCGUCUUCCCCUUCUCCUCCUCCUCCUCCUCCACCCCCGGCACCCCCAGCUCCUCCUGCCCCGCGAUUCGACAUCUAUGACCCCUUCCACCCCACCGAUGAGGCCUACUCCCCACCGCCUGCCCCGGAGCAGAAGUACGACCCCUUCGAGCCCACCGGCUCCAACCCCAGCUCCUCUGCCGGGACCCCCUCCCCAGAUGAGGAAGAGGAAGAGGAAGAGGAGGAGGAGGAGGGCUUGUCGCAGAGCAUCAGCCGCAUCUCAGAGACCCUGGCGGGCAUCUACGACGACAACAGCCUGAGCCAGGACUUCCCAGGUGACGACAGCCCGCGCCCCGACCCGCAGCCCCCCCAGACACCUGGGGCCGCAGCCACGCCGCCCCAGGUCGACUCCACGCGAGCAGAGGGGCCUCCGCGCCGCCGCGUCUUCGUGGUGGGGCCCGAGGCCGAGGCCUGCAGGGAAGGCAAGGUGUCCGUGGAGGUGGUAACGGCUGGCGCUCCCGCGGCGGACCCUGAGAUCGAGGAGGGCGAGAUUGUGCAGCCUGAGGAGGAGCCCCGACUAGCCUCGCUGUUCCGCCGCGCCCCCUCGCCGCCUCCGGCCGCGUCCUCAUCGUCGUCCUCGCGCCGUGAGCGACACCGCGGGAAGCACCGUGAUGGCGGCAAGAAGAAGAAGAAGCGCUCGCGCUCGCGUGGGGACAAGCGCGCCGAGCUGCCCGACAAGCCACCCGCAUCUGCAGGCUCCGAGCGCGACCGGCGCCGCGGGGCCGUGCCGCCAUCCAUCCAGGACCUGACGGACCACGACCUGUUCGCCAUCAAGCGGACCAUCACGGUGGGCCGGCCCGACAAGGCCGAGCGCGUGCCAUCGCCCGCCGCGUCACCGAAGCGCGAGGUGCUGUAUGACUCUGAGGGGCUGAGCGCGGACGAGCGCAGGGACAGGGACAAGGAGCGACGGCGCGGGGGCGCCCGGGAAAAGGCCGCUAGGAGGAAGCCGGAUGCAGAGCGCGAGCGCGCCAAGAAGACGCGGCCCAAGGACUCGCCAGGGCCUGCGCCGCCCAAGGCCCCGCUCAGCAGCGGCUCGGGCUCCUCGUCCUCGUCUUCAUCCUGCAAGGUGAAGCUGCAGUCCAAGGUGGCCGUGCUCAUCCGAGAGGGCGUCAGUAGCACCACACCCGCCAAGGACUCCGCCCUGGGCUCCAUCGGGGUCAAGUUCAGCCGCGACCGCGAGAGCCGCUCACCGUUCCUCAAGCCUGAUGAGCGCGCUCCGGCCGAGGUGGCCAAGGUGGCCCCGGGCAGCACCAAGCCCAAAAAGACCAAGGUCAAAGCCAAGGCUGGGGCCAAGAAAGUCAAGGGGACCAAGGGGAAGACUAAGCCGUCCAAGACCAGGAAGAAGGUCCGCAGUGGGGGCAGCAGCGCGGCCAGUAGCGGGCCUGGCUCGCUCAAGAAGUCCAAGGCCGACAGCUGCAGCCAGGCAGCCAGCGCCAAGGGGGCCGAGGAGACGUCCUGGUCUGGGGAGGAGCGGGCCACCAAAGCCCCCAGUACCCCACCGCCCAAGGCAGCCCCGCCUCCGCCCGCCCUCACUCCAGACUCGCAGACUGUGGACAGCAGCUGCAAGACCCCGGAGGUCUCCUUCCUGCCCGAGGAAGCCAGUGAGGAGGCGGGGGUCCGAGUAGCUGCAGAGGAGGAGGAAGAGGAGGAGGAGGAGGAAGAGGAGGAAGAAGAGGAGGAGCAGCAGCCGGCUACCACUACGGCCACCAGCACAGCCGCCGCCGCCCCGAGCACCGCCCCCAGUGCCGGGUCUACCGCCGGAGACUCCGGCGCAGAGGAUGGGCCAGCUGCGAGGGUCUCCCAGCUGCCCACACUCCCCCCGCCUUUGCCCUGGAACCUGCCCUCUGGUGUGGACUGCACCACCAGUGGCGUCCUGGCCUUGACUGCGCUGCUGUUCAAGAUGGAAGAAGCCAACCUGGCAAGCCGAGCAAAGGCCCAGGAGCUGAUCCAGGCCACCAACCAGAUCCUCAGCCACCGGAAGCCACCCUCCAGUCUGGGGGUGACCCCAGCUCCUGUACCCACUUCUCUGGGUCUGCCCCCAGGCCCCUCCAGCUACCUGCUUCCUGGCAGCCUCCCCCUGGGGGGCUGUGGCUCUACCCCUCCCACCCCCACUGGGCUGGCCCCUGCGUCUGACAAGAGAGAGGGCAGCAGCAGCUCAGAGGGACGUGGGGACACAGAUAAGUAUCUGAAAAAGCUGCACACGCAGGAGCGGGCAGUGGAGGAGGUAAAGCUGGCCAUCAAACCGUACUACCAGAAGAAGGACAUCACCAAGGAGGAGUACAAGGACAUCCUGAGGAAGGCCGUCCACAAGAUCUGCCACAGCAAAAGCGGGGAGAUCAACCCUGUCAAGGUGAGCAACCUGGUACGGGCCUACGUCCAGCGCUACCGCUAUUUCCGCAAGCAUGGUCGCAAGCCAGGGGACCCCCCAGGACCUCCCCGGCCACCCAAGGAGCCAGGACCCCCAGACAAGGGUGGCCCUGGUCUACCCUUGCCCCCUCUUUGAGACUCCAACAACCCUGUGCCCUGUGCCUCCGAGAUUCUGGACAUAUUUAUGGCUCCACUUCUCCACUACGCUCCCCCACAGUGGGAUGAUGGGGGAGGGUUGCUGCGAGGAAGAGGAACCCCUACCCUGCCCAGCCCCUGCCCAUCACCCUGGCCCUCAAGCCCACCCCAUCACCUGACACUGUCACACCCCUCCAGUUUCAUUAAAGAUUUCAUCAAA
This is a messenger RNA of Nannospalax galili (Upper Galilee mountains blind mole rat), 4242 nucleotides long. It is a transcript of the gene Scaf1, whose product is annotated as SR-related CTD associated factor 1. The coding region runs from base 631 to 4023 and encodes 1130 amino acids. Gene Ontology annotation, molecular function: RNA polymerase II C-terminal domain binding. Lineage: Eukaryota; Metazoa; Chordata; Mammalia; Rodentia; Spalacidae. The record is from RefSeq and is a predicted model, not a curated record. The transcript is spliced from 13 exons.